CCUGAGGGCGGAGCGGGGGCCGCCUGCGGCACGGCGGGGUGAGGAGCCCGCGCAGCUCCAUCCCCCCGGCGACUCCUCCCGUCCCGGCCCCUGAGGAGGGAGCGGAGCCGCGCUCGGUUCCAGCGCCGCCAGCGAACCCGCCAUGUCCGGCCAAAGCCUCACCGACCGCAUCACGGCGGCGCAGCACAGCGUGACCGGCUCGGCCGUCUCGAAAACCGUGUGCAAGGCCACGACCCACGAGGUCAUGGGCCCCAAGAAGAAGCACCUGGACUAUUUAAUCCAGUGCACGAAUGAGAUGAACGUGAACAUCCCACAACUGGCGGAUAGUUUAUUUGAAAGAACUACCAACAGUAGCUGGGUAGUGGUCUUCAAAUCUCUUAUCACAACCCAUCAUCUAAUGGUGUAUGGAAAUGAGCGUUUUAUCCAGUAUCUGGCGUCCAGAAACACAUUGUUUAACUUGAGCAAUUUCCUAGACAAAAGUGGAUUGCAAGGUUAUGACAUGUCAACGUUUAUCAGGCGGUAUAGCAGGUAUUUGAAUGAAAAGGCAGUUUCCUAUAGACAAGUGGCUUUUGACUUCACAAAAGUAAAAAGAGGGGCUGAUGGAGUGAUGAGAACAAUGAGCACAGAAAAACUCUUAAAAACUGUACCAAUUAUACAAAAUCAAAUGGAUGCACUUCUUGACUUUAAUGUUAAUAGCAAUGAACUUACAAAUGGUGUAAUUAAUGCUGCCUUCAUGCUCCUCUUCAAAGAUGCCAUUAGACUGUUCGCGGCAUAUAAUGAAGGGAUUAUUAACCUCUUGGAAAAAUACUUUGAUAUGAAAAAGAACCAAUGCAAAGAAGGCCUUGAUAUAUAUAAGAAGUUCCUCACUAGAAUGACACGGAUCUCAGAGUUCCUUAAAGUUGCAGAGCAAGUUGGAAUUGACAGAGGAGACAUACCAGAUCUCUCACAGGCACCGAGUAGCCUUCUUGAUGCUUUGGAACAACAUUUAGCUUCUCUAGAGGGGAAGAAAAUCAAAGAUUCCACAGCUGCAAGCAGGGCUACCACCCUUUCCAAUGCAGUCUCUUCCCUUGCAAGCACUGGCCUGUCCCUCACAAAAGUGGAUGAAAGGGAAAAACAAGCUGCAUUAGAGGAAGAACAGGCUCUCUUAAAAGCUUUAAAGGAGCAACGUCUAAAAGAACUUGCAAAGAAGCCUCAUACCUCUUUAACCACGGCAGCUUCUCCUGUGUCAACUGCAGCAGGAAGUAUAAUGACUACACCAGCCAUUGAUAUUUUUUCUACCCCUAGCUCCUCUAACAGCACUUCAAAGCUGCCAAAUGAUCUGCUUGAUUUGCAGCCAACUUUUCAUCCAUCUGUACAUCCUAUAUCAGCUGCUCCACAAGUAGGAAGUACCUGGGGAGAUCCUUUUUCUGCUACUGUUGAUAGUGUUGAUGAUGCCAUUCCAAACCUAAAUCCUUUCCUUACAAAAACUAACGAUGCUGCUCAUCUGUCUGUGUCUUCUGAUGUAUCUACUUUCACCAGUAGGACACCCACUCAUGAAAUAUUUGUUGAUUCUUUUUGUGGUCCUCAAGCUUAUCCUAACGCUUCUCAUUUCCGCAAUGAGCCUUCUUCUGUAGCUGGUCUAUUUGGAGGGUUCACUCCAUCUCCUGUUGCUCAACCACAACCAUCAGCUGGCCUUAAUGUUGACUUUGAGUCUGUGUUUGGAAACAAAUCUUCUAACGUUGUCCCAGAUUCUGGUGGCUUUGAUGAACUAGGUGGUCUCCUAAAACCAACAGUGGCCUCUCAAAACCAGAGUCUUCCAAUUGCCAAAGUACCGCCUAAUAAAUUAGUGUCAGAUGAUCUGGAUUCAUCUUUAGCCAAUCUUGUAGGCAAUUUGGGCAUUGGAAAUGGAACUACUAAAAAUGAUGUAAACUGGACUCAGCCAGGUGAAAAGAAACUAACAGGUGGUUCCAACUGGCAACCCAAGAUUGCACCUACAACUGCGUGGAACGCUCCAACGUUGAAUGGCAUGCAUUUUCCACAAUACGCGCCCCCUGUAAUGGCCUAUCCUGCUACAACACCAACAGGAAUGAUGGGCUACGUGAUGCCAUCACAGAUGGGAGGCAUACCAGUAAUGACCCAGCCAACUUUGAUAUACAGUCAGCCAGUCAUGAGACCACCAAACCCCUUUGGACCUGUACCGGGAGCACAGCUGUCUGCAGCAUCCAGCCCUUCCAGUCAGAGUCCUCACAGAGCCUCAGGAAAGGAUCCCUUUGCAGAGCUCUCUCUCCAGGAUUUCUUGUAGAACAACUUAGAUUCAGUUUAUGUAACUGUUUUAGAAUGGAAGAGAAAGAAACGUUUCCAAAAAGAUGUGCUCAGCAGUAAACUCCCACUUCCAGGAAAAAAAUGAACUUCAGUCCCUCAAACUCUCCUCUUCCAUUAAGUGAUGCAGUGAAAUGAUGAAGACCAAUGAAGGAAGCUGGGACAUCUCCAUAAGAAGACAUCAGUACAUAACACAAAGCCAAGAAUUGCCAUGAAUUAAGACCAAGAUCUGUUUUUGUCCUGGUGACUAACACGUCAAUACUCUCAGCUUCUAAUAAUAUCCUUAAUUGGUAACGUACAAAGAGAAGCCUUUAUUCUGGAAAUUGAUAUUGGUGUUUGGAAAUGCUGCCUGGAUUGGAGAUGUGUCCUUUACCGUAACUCAAAACAAGACUCUGGGCAGGGGAGGGUGGAAUCCUAACUCUUAAUUCUGCAGUUACCUUUUCUUCAGUCCUCACAAAUGUAGGCACAGCAGUAAUGGAAAUUAACUUUUUUUAAAAAUUAUAUAUUCAGUUUGCAGUAGACAUUCCUUAUGUAUUAUUGUUUGUAUUUAUUUAUGAUUAUCAAUUUAACAUUAAUAUUGUAUCAAAAAAAACCUCCUUAUGAAAAUGAGUAUGGAUGUAUACAGUAUGUCUGAUUUUUAUCCACAAAGAAUGAAUCUGAUUCAGAAUGCUUUUCAGCUGACAUACAGAGCACUAAAUAUUUUAAAGAUCUGAAUCUAAUGAAUUCUCAGUAUAUAUGGGAAUUAGGGAAGAGCUGUAAAACACAUUAAUCCUUAUAGUCAAUUCUGUGCCUAGGAUUUUGCAAGGGAACAGUUAACUGACUAGAAGAAGCACUACAUUUUUAAUUCAGCAUUAGUGCAUCGGGAAGGAACUUUAUUGCUUUGUGCUUGGCAUGUCAUUAUUUUUACAUUUGACAUUAUAAGGCCUUUCCAAGAUGAAUGUGAGGAAUUGCUUUCACUUUUAAGACUUUCCUUCUUUUCUGUAAAAGAAAAUAAAUUGAGGUGUUGUGUGUUGGGGGGGAAAGCCUUUUCAUUUGGCUCGUUCAUGAUCAUGUACCUUUUAAAAGUAAAAAAAGGGGAAGUAGCUUCCUUACACAUGUCUAGUGGGUAUUUAGUUCAUGAGGAAUUAAAGUAGCGCUGUUGAUCGGUGCUUUGUGUAAAUACACCAUAACUUUUGGGUGGAGUGGGGCCUUCAGAAGGAUAGUCAAUGAUACGAAAGCAAUUCUGUACAUGAAUUAAGCAUACUUGCUGCAUUGUCUCUGCAGAUUCUAUUUUUGUUUAAAAUAUUAAAAUGUAUGUUAGCAAAAAUGGGUGGAUUUUCAAAUAAAAUGCAGCUUCCACAGAACUUUUGUUACGGUAUGAAAGUCUGAGGUGCUUCUUUUCUUUUUGCUGCUUAAAAUGUGCACUGAUAAUUGCUUUGUUUACUUAAUAAAAUACCAAAUGUA
Vidua chalybeata is the source of this 3741-nucleotide messenger RNA. It is a transcript of the gene PICALM, whose product is annotated as phosphatidylinositol binding clathrin assembly protein. Bases 143 to 2281 code for a protein of 712 amino acids. Gene Ontology annotation, cellular component: synaptic vesicle; extrinsic component of presynaptic endocytic zone membrane; clathrin-coated vesicle. The transcript is spliced from 23 exons. The record is from RefSeq and is a predicted model, not a curated record. Gene Ontology annotation, molecular function: phosphatidylinositol-4,5-bisphosphate binding; SNARE binding; 1-phosphatidylinositol binding. Lineage: Eukaryota; Metazoa; Chordata; Aves; Passeriformes; Viduidae. Gene Ontology annotation, biological process: synaptic vesicle budding from presynaptic endocytic zone membrane; clathrin coat assembly; clathrin-dependent endocytosis.